Molecule: messenger RNA, 4540 nt
Organism: Sorex araneus (European shrew)
Lineage: Eukaryota; Metazoa; Chordata; Mammalia; Eulipotyphla; Soricidae
Product: POU domain, class 6, transcription factor 2-like
Exons: 3
Coding region: 1-708 (235 amino acids)
Biological process (GO): regulation of transcription by RNA polymerase II
Molecular function (GO): DNA-binding transcription factor activity, RNA polymerase II-specific; RNA polymerase II cis-regulatory region sequence-specific DNA binding
Source: RefSeq, a predicted model, not a curated record
AUGCCCAACAGUUUCAUGAGUAUAGGUACUUUGUCAUCAGAUCCUCAGACGGCGGCGGGUGAGGUGGAUGGGGUUAAUCUGGAGGAGAUCCGCGAAUUUGCCAAAGCUUUUAAAAUCCGGCGCCUGUCGCUCGGCCUGACCCAGACUCAGGUGGGACAGGCGCUCAGCGCCACGGAGGGCCCCGCGUACAGCCAGUCGGCCAUCUGCAGACACACCAUCCUGAGAAGCCACUUUUUCCUACCACAGGAAGCCCAAGAGAACACUAUAGCUAGCGGUCUGACAGCCAAACUGAACCCUGGCCUUUUGUAUCCUGCCAGGUUUGAAAAGCUGGACAUCACCCCUAAAAGUGCCCAGAAGAUCAAGCCGGUGCUUGAGCGGUGGAUGGCUGAGGCUGAGGCCCGCCACCGAGCAGGCAUGCAGAACCUGAGCGAGUUUAUUGGGAGUGAGCCCUCCAAAAAGCGCAAGCGGCGCACCUCCUUCACGCCCCAGGCCCUGGAGAUGCUCAAUGCGCACUUUGAGAAGAACACGCACCCCUCGGGCCAGGAGAUGACCGAGAUCGCCGAGAAGCUCAGCUACGACCGCGAGGUGGUCCGCGUGUGGUUCUGCAACAAGCGGCAGGCGCUGAAGAACACCAUCAAGCGCCUGAAGCAGCAGGAGCCGGCCGCGCCCCCCGAGCCCCUGGCCGACACGCUGGAGGGCGCCCCGUAGGCGCCCGGGCCCGCCCGCUGGACGCCGCCCGGCCGCCCCCUGGGGGAGGGCCGCGGGCACGGGGCUCCGGGGAGCCGCCCCCCAGCAACGCCGCAGGCCCCCGCGCUGCAGGAGCGCCCGCCCGCUGCGCCCCAAAGCCAGUUUUCUAACGGACUUUACAGCAAACCAAAUGACUACACACUCUUUUUCUGUACAUUACGAAAAUGUGAACGCACCUGACGGGAAAAAGGAAAAAACUAAACCAAACCAAACCAAAAAAAAAAAGUCCAGAAACAACGGCUAACGCUCUGUUCAAACGGUCCGCGAGCGCCCCCUGCGGGCGGGCCUGCGCCGCGCAGCGGCCGACCCGCUCGAACUUCGAACCAAAGUCGGAAACGCCCAUUGUCUGCGCGGCUGGUGUCGCCGCGGUUUGACAGGUGCAGAUCAGACGAAUCCUGAUUGCUCCCAUCCUUCCCAUCUCCAGCCACCGCCGGCAGGUGCCACUGCUGAAUCCAUCCUGCGAGGCUCACUUGGCUUUUCACUGGGGCGGGAAGAGUCCGUUUUCUUGCCUUCUUUUCUUUCUUCCUUUUUUCUUUCUCUGUCCUCUGUUUUUACUUGUUUUGCUUGCGUCUGAGGAAGAGCAUCCUGGGUCCUGUGCCAACGCACUCAUUGCUUUCUUCUCACUAUGACUAAGUGGGUUUGAGAAAAGAAAAUGGAGCUCGCAUUUCUCUUUUUCUCCCUAUUUCUCCUUCUCCCUCUGGAGUCUGCUGGAUUGCCCGAGUGGGAAUCGUGUAUUUUCCAUUCAGAUCCCAGGGAAAUGCAGGAGAGACUCUAAAAUGACUAGGAUUUGUUCAAUGAACUGUCGACACUGGCGUAAACUGUAGUUGUGCUCACCAUUCACACCGGAGCUCGGCAUUUUCCUCAGUCUGUUGGCCACAUACACGGAGAGCUAACCAAAACUAAUUUUGUAAUAUAAACAUAAGCUGCACAUUUGGUUCAAUACUUACAUCUAUGUUAUGCUUCUGUGCAAAGCAAUUUCAGAAGUCUGAUAGCCAAAGAAAUGUCUCAAGAUUUCAGUCAAAAUACACACAUUGCAUGCACACUCAUAUCCACACACACAAAACAGGCCUAAAAGAACAGGAGAGUGACUGGAUCAUUAAAAGCCAUUGUGUAGCCUGGGGGGGAAAUCCCAUCUUUUCUGCUACUACUGUCAUUCCAUCAGCAAUGGCAGACCUUUAUUUUCAAGUUGGAGGGCACAACAUUGAUCUUGGGAUUUGAGGAUGGAACAGCAAGUUGGCAGACAAAUUUAAGCAACUGGAAUUGGGGUCUGGGUUCUUGAGGAAAAAGAAAGGUUUAAUAACCAAGUGCCUAGAUUAGAAGGAAAAUGACGGAAGGGGCAUAUCCAACACAUCAGAACAGCCUUCAUUACUAGAACUAAGGGACUAUUCCAUUUUUCAAAGGAACUCACUCCAAGUAAUAGAGGGCAAAAUAAAUGAAAAAGCCUGAAAGGAAGGAAAAAGCGAGCAUUACGAAGGGAUGCAGAUGGCCACUUGGACUUAAGUGAUGUUUCCACAGUGAUAGGCAAAAAGUGUUAAAGGGGCAGGGAAAAGCCAUAAAUUUACCUGCUGUUAACAUGUAAAUACUGAAGACUUAAUAAAUCAGCACUCUCCAGUACUAUCUACAAAUGAAUCAUGAAUGAAAAAAACAGAGAAGCCCCACCUCAAGUUACCCAACCUAUUAGGAAUGCUUUCUUCACCCCAAAUUCCCUCCACUGUGGAGAUUGUGUUUCUUCUGCUGCUGGCCCCCUGGCUGGUUGUAUGAAUGCAAUGGUGUAACUGCUCCCCACCUAUCCUCCCACCCUUCUGGGACUGCUCCUAGGGCAAUCAGAUGACUAGCCAAGAAACUCUGAAAGAAUUCCUGGAAGAGGAACCAAUGGCUUGUAGAAGCGUUUCUAGUUCACCAAUCCGUUGCUAAUUGGAACCUAGCUGACUUGAUCUUCACCACCAGGAACUCACAGUAAUCAUUUCACCACCUCAAAAACUGCACAAGUACCACCAAUCCAGAAAACUGAAGAUGUAUUGAUAAAUAGAUUUUGUAUCUCCCAGAACCUGCUUAAAAUUUCAUUGGCAAAUCUUCCCUAGAAAAGAAGUGAACAGGUUAACAUACGAUGAAUGCUAGAUGGUUAAACAGAUGCCAGGUACUGCGGCAAAAGUAGUGUGCGUUCAGAGAUCUAUAAUUGGGAGGAAAUCGCUAGUGUCACUAGUGAAAAUACAAUAUGGAAAUAAUCUUCCAGAGUGGAAUAAAAGAGAUGGAAUAUUCAUCCCACAGUCGUGAAACCAUUCAUGUGCAGUGAUUUUUUUUAUAGUUUUAUAAUUUUGUAUUGUUUUAUAAAUUAUUUAUAAGGUGUUGUAAUGCUUCUUUAUUAAUUUUUUACAGAUAAAUUUUUUGCUACAAGGCAUAAAUAAGGUGCCUGAACAGAUUCUUAGGAACAUAAAUUAUACUGUGUAACUUGUAAGUCUUCCGGACCACACAUAUUGCUUACUUUUAUUAUGACAUUUCUUAUUUCUACCUGUGAACAACUUCAUAUUUCAAUAGCAUUUAAGUGUCUCUUGUGUUUCUAUGAAAUUAAGGUUAAAGUUGCCACAAACAAAAAAUAAAAGCCACUUCGGGCACAUGUGAUUGUAUCUCAAGCUUCAAUAUUUUUCAUACAUUUUAAAAAAUUAUUGUCUUCUCAUUUUUUCCAUGGCACAAAGAAAAGCAACUGAUGUUAUAUUUUACACUUGUUUGUGAGGAGGGUUUUCAACCAAAACAAAACAAAAAACAAACAAAAAAAAGACAGAAAGAGAAGGUUUUGAACAUUUGCAAAUAUUAAUUGCGUAACAAGAUUUUGAUUUCUUUAUGUUGUAAUCACACCAUACAUACGCACUCUCUCUCUCUCUCUCUCUCUCUCUCUCUCACACACACACACACACACACACACACACACACACAUACAUCUGCAAAAGAGAACAAAAACAAAAGGAGCUAGGAAAAAACCAAGUAGAGGUAUAUCAAAGAACUCAAGCUAUGACCAAAAAGAAAUUGUAAAAUGCCUUUCCCAUCUUCUCUAUGCUGGACCAAAGCUCAAUAUUUGUAGGUAUAUGCACAUUGUAUAGAUAUGGCUAGUUGUUGCUGACAAUCUCGCAAUACUAAACUGUUACUAUUUUAAGAAGAAAAAAAAGAAAUACAAACUGUUUAUCAGUGUUUUACCUCAGCACUCUACUUGUACCCAGCUAAUGACCAAGCUUAAAAAAAAAUGGAGUAAAAGGAAAUCGAUUAUCAUUUCAAUGUGUGACUGUAAAAUCUGUUUGGAUAACAUUUUGUAAUGAGCUUUCUGUCCUGUGAUUUGCUCAUCUUCAACUUGGAAUUAUGUGAGGCACAUCGUUUCUUUGUUGUUAAGGAAGUGAUUUACUUUGUCUUAUGUGCUGUGAUCUAGACUGGUCAUCAGGGUCCACUGAGGAGGCAUCGAAGAGAUAGCUGCUUCUCCAAGCCUGGAGCAGGCAGCGAAAGGAGGGCAGGGAAACAGACUGGGUUGUUUUGAAUACAAAAUCAUCACGAUGAGAAGUUGACAUGAUGGACUUGGGACCAAGAAGCCAAACCAGAUAUUUAAAAGCUCCUUACUUGCUCUGACACUGAAACCAAAGGUGAUUUAUCUGCACAGGUUGCUUACUGUUUAAAAGAAAAAAAAAACUGACAAAACUGUACUUAAUCUAGAGCAAUAUCUGUAUGGUCAGUAAAGCUGCACUUUGUGUAUUUCUUAACAGCUUCAGAUCUGUCACUUUUAAUUUGUACCAUAAAAAUAAAGAAUUGUUUG